CCGUUUGUUUUGUUGAUGGACGCUUGUCUGAUUGUACAAUUUUCUAUUUCUACUUGUAAUUAAUGUAAUAAAAAACAAAAAACGUUCGGAACUUGUUUAGUUACACUAUAAAUUUACAACAAUGUCUGAUAAAACCAGUUUCGAUGUACUUCGAGUUAAAUACAAGGAUGUUCUCUCAAAAGCUUUCUUGAACAAUAACAUGGAUUUGCUGGACUCGUUUUCUAAGAAUGCAAACGAAACUGACCGCAAAGCUGCGAUGGACCAAGCGUUCAGAGAUAAACUUCUGGAGCUCCUUGUCGAAGAACCUGAGACUUUGGAGAACUACGUCUGCUUUUGCAUAGAGUCGUGUAGACGACAAAUGGUCACCCCCACUAUGCCAGUAGUGCUACUCGGCGAUAUUUUUGACUCGCUAACCCUAAAUAAAUGCGAGAAAAUGUUCACAUAUGUCGAAAAUGGUGUCAAUAUCUGGCGAGAAGAACUAUUCUUUGUCGCUUGUAAGAAUAAUUUGCUCAGAAUGUGCAACGAUUUGUUGAGAAGGUUGUCAAGAUCACAAAACACUGUAUUCUGUGGGCGAAUUUUGUUAUUCCUCGCAAAGUUCUUUCCAUUUUCUGAACGAUCGGGGUUGAAUAUUGUUUCUGAAUUCAAUCUUGAAAAUGUGACAGAAUUCGGAGGUGACAGUUCAAGUACACUGAAAGAUGCUUUGGAUGAAGAAAUGGUUAUUGAUGAAGACAAAACCAAACACACAAUAGAUUACAAUUUGUACUGCAGAUUUUGGAGCUUGCAAGACUUUUUCAGGAACCCAAAUACAUGUUACAAUAAGAUUCAGUGGAAAACAUUUGUUGCGCACUCUGGCAGUGUCCUAUCAGCCUUCUCAUCUUACAAGCUAGAAGCUGUUGAAAUACAGAAGUCUAAGUUAAACAGACUAAAAACAUACAACACAGAUGUGGAUAUGCAGGAGAGCAAGGAACAACACUACUUCGCCAAGUUCCUUACAAACCAGAAGCUUCUUGAGCUACAGCUGUCAGACUCUAACUUCAGAAGAUGUGUUCUCAUACAGUUUUUGAUACUGUUUCAAUAUUUGACAUCCUCUGUGAAGUUUAAAAUGGAAUCCCAAGAACUAAAAUCAGACCAACAAGAGUGGGUGAAGGAGACGUCAUCAUUAGUGUACAAGCUGCUAGGAGAAACUCCGCCGGAAGGGAAAACUUUUGCUGAAUGUGUCAAAAGCAUACUCAAAAGAGAGGAACAUUGGAACAGUUGGAAGAAUGAUGGAUGCCCAGAGUUCCAAAAACCCAAGCCACCAGUUCAAACUGAGAGCACUGAAGAAGUAAGAAAAACCAAGAAGAGAAGGCGGCCUGUUGGUGAUAUCAUCAGGGAAUAUGAAUCACAAGACAAAUUCUUUAUGGGAAACAAUGAGCUCACAAAGUUGUGGAAUCUCUCCCCUGACAAUCUAGCAGCGUGCCGGACUAAUGAAAGGGACUUUAUGCCUUCAUUAGAGUCGUACAUGCUGAGCGGGCAGGGUGCGGGCGCGGGCGACGGCUCCAGCGGCUGGGCGUGGCGAGCUCUGCGGUUGCUAGCGCGCCGCUCGCCGCAUUUCUUCGUGCACACAAACAACCCCAUCGGUCGUCUGCCCGACUACCUCGACGACAUGGUCAAGCGAAUAUCCCGAGAAGUAGCCGCCAACGCUGCGUCGAAUAAUUCAAACUGCGACAAGGAUGUCAAACAGGAAAUGGUCGAUGAAGAAAUGGGCGAGGAACAAAUAGAAACGGACAUCAUUAAAGAGGAGGACACUGCAGAUAUAGAAACUGCAGAUUCAGCGAUGACAGGUGAAGACGAGGAGAAGACAACGCGCUCUAGACUGACAAUGAUCACACCAGCACAGCUCGAGGCCGUAGCCGCAAAGCUACCCGACUGGAAGAAGCUAGCCGCUAAGCUACUCUUCAAGCCCGACGAGAUUGAAUUCUUUGAAACUGAAAAUGCCACAGAUGCUAGCAGAGCGAAGAACAUGCUUCAGAUUUGGUUCGACGAUGAGGACGCUUCAGUGGAAAGUCUGAAGUAUGUAUUGGAGGGGUUGAGUAUGACGGAGGCGUGCGAUGCGCUGAAGAACACCUUGUGACGACCGCUCAAACGGUGUUGCAGAAUGAAACGCAAGCUUUCGCAAUCGAUUGUCAAGAAACUGUCUUAGGUUAAUUUUGUGUAAAAUUUUGAAAAUAAUAUUGUACAAUUGUAAGAAAUUAUUGAUUUGCUAAAGAAAAAUAAAGCAGAGGGUCCAUUUCAGGUCCACUCUUGCACUCCGUAUCAUUAAAAUUUAUAAAAUACAUGGAUUUUAUUAAAAUCUAAAUAAGUGAAUAAAUCUAACUAAAUAAAAUUAAAACCCCAGAUUUUAAGGUAUAUCAAGAUGGCGCCCCUAAAGCGACUAUGACAUGACAAUUGACAGCAAACGUCAAACCGCCUACUGCGUUGAAAACUUCAUCAAUCUGCCAUUAUUACCCUUAGUGUUCCAUUUUUUGGGAGAGAGGAUAUUGUUUCGAAAAAAAUAAAGUAAGUUUAUAAAUACAUAGAGAUCUUGGCAAGCUAUUUUAGGGUUUGUUUAUACUACAUGUUGGGAAAAACUGCAAUUCAUAUGUCCAAAUAUGAAAAAGCGUCUAAGAUAUGUCCAAUUGACACAGUUCUUGGGGCCGAAAAAUGGCACUGACUUUAGCAGAGCGAAGAACAUGCUUCAGAUUUGGUUCGACGAUGAAGACGCUUCAGUGGAAAGUCUGAAGUAUGUAUUGGAGGGGUUGAGUAUGACGGAGGCGUGCGAUGCGCUGAAGAACACCAUGUGACGGCCGCUAAAACGGUGUUGCAGAAUGAACGGAAGCUGUCGCAAUCGAUUGUUAAGAAACUGUCAUAAUUAAGUUACUUUUAUGUAAGAUUUAUAGGUACUUAUCGAUAAAUAAAUUUAUACUGAAAUUACUAAA
This is a messenger RNA of Bicyclus anynana (squinting bush brown), 2957 nucleotides long. It is a transcript of the gene Hpr1, whose product is annotated as THO complex subunit 1. The transcript has 10 exons. Gene Ontology annotation, cellular component: THO complex part of transcription export complex. Gene Ontology annotation, molecular function: protein binding. Gene Ontology annotation, biological process: signal transduction; regulation of DNA-templated transcription elongation; mRNA export from nucleus. NCBI's taxonomy places the organism in Eukaryota, Metazoa, Arthropoda, Insecta, Lepidoptera, Nymphalidae. Bases 122 to 2113 code for a protein of 663 amino acids. The record is from RefSeq and is a predicted model, not a curated record.